AUGGGUAAAAAGAACACCAAGGGUGGUAAGAAAGGUAGAAGAGGAAAGAACGACUCCGAUGGUCCAAAGCGUGAGUUGAUCUACAAGGAUGAAGGACAAGAAUACGCCCAGAUCACCAAGAUGUUGGGUAACGGUAGAGUGGAGGCCUCCUGUUUUGACGGCAACAAGAGAAUGGCGCACAUCAGAGGUAAACUCAGAAAGAGAGUGUGGAUGGGUCAAGGUGACAUCAUUCUAGUGUCUCUCAGAGACUUCCAGGAUGACCAGUGUGACGUGGUACACAAGUACAAUCUCGACGAGGCAAGGACCUUGAAAAACCAGGGCGAACUGCCAGAAAACGCCAAGAUUAACGAGACUGACAACUUCGGCUUCGAGUCUGAUGAAGACGUCAACUUUGAGUUCGGAAACGCCGAUGACGACGAUGACGACGAGGAUGACGACGAGCUCGACAUUGACGAUAUUUAA
This is a messenger RNA of Lachancea thermotolerans CBS 6340, 462 nucleotides long. It is a transcript of the gene TIF11, whose product is annotated as translation initiation complex factor eIF1A. Gene Ontology annotation, molecular function: RNA binding; translation initiation factor activity. Bases 1 to 462 code for a protein of 153 amino acids. The transcript has a single exon. NCBI's taxonomy places the organism in Eukaryota, Fungi, Ascomycota, Saccharomycetes, Saccharomycetales, Saccharomycetaceae. Gene Ontology annotation, biological process: translational initiation. The record is from RefSeq and is a predicted model, not a curated record. Gene Ontology annotation, cellular component: cytoplasm.